AGGAUAGCGGGCCGGCUUCGAUGAUUGCUACUGCGCAUGCUCACGUCGCUUAUUAACCGACAGGGGGCGUGGUUCCUCCCUGCUUUGUCGGCUGCUGCCGCCUCGCGCCCCGGUUGCCAUAGCAGCGGGUUGGAUGCGCCUCGCGCGGCCAGCAUGGCGCUGCCGGAUCCGGUCAGAAGGCGGCUCGGCUCCUUCAGCCGGACUGUGUUCAGCGACAGCAACCGCACCGGCCCGGAGCGUCGAGGCAGCGGCGGCAGCCUGGAUAAUGAAAUAGUCUCCAGUUUGCCAUUGCAGAUGUCCCUCUAUUUCAACCUUUAUUUUUUCCCAUUUUGGUGGGUGAGCAGUGUUGUCAUGCUCCAGCUGAAGUACCCAGUCUUGCCAGAUUACUACAAGUUCAUCCUGGUCACAGUAAUCGUCCUAGUCUCUCUAAUUGAGGCCAUCCGACUGUAUCUUGGAUACAUGGGCAAUCUGCAGGAGAAGGUCCCUGAACUGGCUGGCUUUUGGCUCCUAAGUCUCCUCCUGCAGUUGCCCAUAAUCCUCUUCUUGCUCUUUAAUGACGGUCUGAAGAUCCAGCCACUAGAGCGAGCAGUCCACAUCAUUUUUGCCCUCUUCCUCACCUUCCAGGUCAUUGCGGCUUUUCUUGCCUUGAAAAGAAUGGUGAACCAGCUAGCAGUUCAUUUCAGCCUUAAAGAAUUUGACCAGCUGGAUGAUCAUCCCAGAUCUGAUUAUCUAGCCUGGGAGAAGAAGAGGGUGCAGGCUCCAUGGCGGGUAGAAGGCCAGAGCUCACCAUACAUUGAGGGAAUGGAGUCCAUGUUCCUGUUCAGAAGCAUGUGGCAGAAGCCAAACUAAAAGCGCAUCAGAGACCAGGACACAGAGUUCUGAUACAGACCAUGCGGCGGUGAGAAGGAACUGAAGAUGUAGUCGUCCAGCCCUGCCAUUUAUCACCUUGCACCCUAUCUCGCAUCAUGCUUCCGUUCAUGUGCAGACCAAUGGACGCUACUCCGCAUGCAUGGUGUGCGCUUGCUAACCCACAGUGGAUUACAAUAGGGACCAUCACUAGAAGAAGAACGGAUAGUUGGGAUGCGUGCCAAAGAUCAGUUUUUUGGAAAAUGUUUCUAUAGGACCAAGAGUGGGUUGCAGCAAUUAAAGAUGACAUUGUUAAACACUUUCAUAUAAAUUUUGCAGACAAUAUAGGUCUUCUAUGGGAGGAAGGUAAAGCAGUAGUUAGGGACAAGUUUAUAAGCAAAGCAUCAUAGAAUCAUAGAAGAUUAGGGUUGGAAGAGACCUCAGGAGGUUAUCUAGGCCAACCCCCUGCUCAAAGCAGGGCCAACCCCAACUAAAUCAUCCCAGCCAGGGCUUUGUCAAGC
Molecule: messenger RNA, 1367 nt
Organism: Chelonia mydas (Green sea turtle)
Lineage: Eukaryota; Metazoa; Chordata; Testudines; Cheloniidae
Gene: TMEM17
Product: transmembrane protein 17
Exons: 6
Coding region: 37-849 (270 amino acids)
Biological process (GO): non-motile cilium assembly
Cellular component (GO): ciliary transition zone
Source: RefSeq, a predicted model, not a curated record